Messenger RNA from Brassica rapa (field mustard), 3919 nucleotides. Its product is annotated as protein DETOXIFICATION 40-like. Gene Ontology annotation, biological process: xenobiotic detoxification by transmembrane export across the plasma membrane. The record is from RefSeq and is a predicted model, not a curated record. Gene Ontology annotation, molecular function: antiporter activity; xenobiotic transmembrane transporter activity. Gene Ontology annotation, cellular component: membrane. NCBI's taxonomy places the organism in Eukaryota, Viridiplantae, Streptophyta, Magnoliopsida, Brassicales, Brassicaceae.
ACAAAAUUUAAAUAUUCAAAGGGAUCCUAUUAUUAUUCCUCAUUUCAUUUGAUACACUUUUUCUAUAUUAUUUUAUCAUCCAAUUCAUUGUGGUUGUUAUGCAAUAAUGUUAUAUACCAUAUCUUAUACUUAAUAUGGACCUACAAUACUUAAACAUCAAUUACAAAAAUGAUUUAGCAUAUAUCAUAAAACAUUUAUACCAUUUCAUCUUACAUUAUAUAAUUCCAAAUAUUUACAAAAUCAAAUUUAUAAAAACACUUUAGUAAACCAUCUGUUAAAACAAAAUUCUAUUUGUUACCUUACAUAUAUUUUUAUAAAAAGUAUUUAUAAUAACAUUUUUUAUCUAAGAUAAGCUUAAAAUUAUGAAAAACCUACAUUUGUUUUAAAAAAAAGUGAAAAAAACGCCUACAAAUCUAUACUAUUAAAUUGCCAAAAACAAAUUCCAAUGUAAAUUUUAAGUCUCACUCUUAACAAAUGUAACUAUUAUAAAAUACACACAAAAUAUAAUAAGAGAGUAAGUUUGGUCAUUUGAGUAUUCGGGUCGGAUACAAAUUGAUUUCUUUUAGAUCCGAGUUCUUUGUGUACUAGCCCGAAGUCCUUUCCAUUUGGACCCAACUAGGUAUUUGAAAAAAAAUCAGUUCAGGUCGUUUCUUUUUGGAUACAUGUUGGUUCAAGUCCAUAAUUAAAUUACCUGUAAAAUACAUGUAAUUUGGGUACGUAAUGGAUCCGGAUCGGUUUGGGUAUUUAGGAUAAAAAAGAUUCAAAAUACCUAAAAAAUCCAAAAAAGUCAAAACACGAAAACAAAUAUCCAAAAAUAUUCUCCAAAAAAAACCCAAAAUUUUACCCAGAACCGUACCCAAGGAACCAAAAUAUCCAAAGUUUUAUAUGGAUACCCUAAAUAUUUUCUUAGAAUUUUGAAAUUUUAACCGAAAAGGAAAACCUGAAACUUUAAAAAAUAUUUGUAAUACUGAAACAUAUAUGAAAUACUCAAGUAUACAUAAAUAUACACAAAAUGUUUUGGAUACUUUGGGUACCCACACAUAAACAGAGACCAGCGGGUCCAAAAAAAAUCAAUAGGUAUUUUUGCAUCGGUUUCAAUUUGGUUUUUCGGGUUCAGGUCAAAAUGCACCUGCCGAAAAGAGAGUUAUUAAAACUGUGAAUACAAAAUAUUGAAUAAACUAAGUCAUAAAUUAUAUAAUUUUAAACAAGUUUCCUUAUUUGAUGUAAUACAACUUUAUAACAUAAAAAUAUACAACAAGCCAAAAUUCUAAUUCAUAUACAAUAUAGGUAUAUUUUUAUCACAUUUGCAUAAAAUAUUUUUAAAAAUUUAUUUAGUUAUACUAUAGAAUAGAUAACUGUUUCCUUGUUGUGUUUUUGAAAAAUAUACUUAAGCAUCUAUAAUUUUAGUCUAUAGAAGGAUUUUUUAAGUAAAUAUAUUGUUAUGUUUAAAUAAUUUAGACUUAUUAUUGUAGUAACAUUUUAUACUUGGUUACGAAUUUAAACCUCUUUUAAUUGUGAAUAGUAUUUUAAAGGAAAUUUUUUUUAAAAAAAAAGGUAAUAAAAUAAGUUAAUUUAAUAACUUAAUAUAUUUUUUAAAUUUAAGUUACAUAGUACUUCUAUUUUAAUAUAAUAUAGACUAUAAUUAGAAAAUUUAUGAAAGUAGCAUACAAAUUUUAAUUUUAAUUUUAUAAUAAAAUAUUAAUUAACAUUGAUUUGGAUAAUAUUACACUGCUAAUUAUGAAAUUAAUUAAUGCAUUAUUAUACAAAAUAUAUUUAAAAUUUUAGUAAGAUUUUUUUUCAACAUAUAUUUUAUAAUUAAAAAUAAAAUUAAAACAGUUUUAUAUGUGAAGUUGUUAUAUGUGUUGAUUAUAUAAAAUGUGAUAUCAUAAUAAAUAGAAGUUGUGACUUUUAUUUUAAUAGGGUAAUGUUAAAUAUAUCCUUAAUGAAAGUAGGAAAACCAUCUUAUUAACAAACCCAAGAAAACACUUUAUUGUAAAUUGCCUUUAGCCGCCACUCGCAACCCUCCAAAAGACAUACACUAGAGUACACAAGCCAUGCACAUCCUCAGGCGAUAAUCCCCAUUCCCCAGUGACAGCACCCAAAACAAAACAAAAAACAAAAAAUAGAGAACAAACCUUACGCUUCUUCAUGGACUCGUCUCAAUAUGAUGGCGUAUACCAACCGCUUCUCUACCCUCCGGCUGAUGGAACUGUACCGCUUUCUCCAUCGACGGAGUCAAGCAACGGCGAGCUAGAGAGAGUGCUUUCCGACGUUGAAACUCCGUUAUUUCACCGCCUUCGUAAGGCCACGAUGAUUGAAUCCAAGCUGCUCUUCAAGCUUGCUGCACCUGCGGUCAUCGUCUACAUGAUAAACUACCUCAUGUCCAUGUCCACUCAAAUCUUCUCUGGCCAUCUAGGCAACCUAGAACUCGCCGCCGCUUCUCUUGGUAACACUGGAAUCCAAAUCUUCGCCUACGGUCUCAUGCUAGGGAUGGGUAGUGCGGUAGAGACGUUGUGUGGUCAAGCGUUUGGAGGUAGAAAAUACGAGAUGCUUGGCAUUUAUCUCCAGAGAUCCACCGUUUUGCUUACUCUCACGGGCCUUCUCCUAACGUUAAUCUACAUCUUCUCCAAACCUAUUUUGCUUUUCCUCGGAGAGUCGCCGGAGAUAGCUUCCGCCGCGUCAAUCUUUGUAUACGGCCUAAUUCCUCAAAUCUUUGCCUACGCCGUAAACUUCCCGAUCCAAAAGUUCCUCCAGGCGCAAAGCAUCGUGGCACCGAGUGCUUUCAUCUCUACGGCCACUCUCUUUGUUCACCUUUUCUUAAGCUGGCUCGCUGUUUACAAGCUUGGCAUGGGGCUUCUUGGAGCGUCGCUCGUGCUCAGUCUCUCGUGGUGGAUUAUAGUGGUGGCUCAGUUUGUUUACAUCGUGACGAGUGAACGGUGUUGUCAGACGUGGAGAGGGUUUAGUGUGCAAGCAUUUUCUGGGUUACCGAGUUUUUUCAAACUCUCCGCCGCCUCCGCCGUGAUGCUUUGCCUUGAGACUUGGUAUUUUCAGAUCUUGGUUCUUCUUGCCGGACUCCUCGAGAAUCCGGAGCUUGCUCUAGAUUCUCUCUCCAUUUGCAUGACGAUUUCAGGAUGGGUGUUUAUGAUAUCUGUUGGGUUCAAUGCAGCGAUAAGUGUAAGAGUGAGUAAUGAACUUGGAGCUGGAAACCCUAAAUCAGCAGCGUUUUCUGUAAUCAUCGUCAACAUAUAUUCCUUAAUCACAAGUGUGAUCUUAGCCAUUGUUAUUUUGGCAUGCCGUGACUUCUUGAGUUAUGCGUUCACUGAGGGUAAAAAGGUUUCGGUCGCGGUUUCUGACCUUUGCCCGCUACUUGCCUUGACGCUUGUUCUCAAUGGAAUCCAACCCGUUCUUUCUGGUGUGGCGGUUGGAUGCGGUUGGCAAGCGUUUGUGGCGAAAGUUAACGUUGGAUGUUAUUACAUUAUCGGAAUUCCUCUUGGGGUUAUCUUUGGGUUUUACUUCAAGUUCGAUGCCAAGGGUAUAUGGACCGGAAUGAUAUGUGGUACCCUUAUACAAACCGUUAUUUUAGCGUGGGUCACGUUUAGAACAGACUGGACAAAAGAGGUAGAAGAAGCUUCUAAAAGGUUGGACAAAUGGAGCAACAAAAAACUAGAAGUGGUUCCCGAAUAAUGCAAGACGAUGUAAAUUUGGUAUCCAGUAAACCGAAUGGAUUCAUUGGUGUAUGAAAACCGAUGCAAAUGCUCAAGAUAACCCGUGUAAUGGGUACUAUAGUUAUCUUGAAUCCUCGAUCUAAGCUUUCAUUGAUAGAUGUGCUUUGCUUGCUUAAAAUAAAAAUAGAUGGGUACUAUAUAGUAUUUUGUACGGCAGAUUGAAAUGGUUAUUGUUUUAUGGGCUUUUUGCAAAA